AUGCAACUCUCAGUCGUUGCCGUGGCUGUCGCCCUUGCUGCAGCAAUCGUCUUUGCCGUCCCCGUCCAGCAGCAGCAGCAGCAGCAGCAGCAGCAGGCUCGGCAAAUAGUUGCCGUGGGCUGGCUCAACGAUACAGCUCAGCCGUUUGACCCCUCCAGGAUGGCGUCGGUGGAAGACUGA
Messenger RNA from Ustilaginoidea virens, 180 nucleotides. RefSeq lists its product as uncharacterized. The transcript is spliced from 2 exons. Bases 1 to 180 code for a protein of 59 amino acids. The record is from RefSeq and is a predicted model, not a curated record. NCBI's taxonomy places the organism in Eukaryota, Fungi, Ascomycota, Sordariomycetes, Hypocreales, Clavicipitaceae.